GUUAGCUUUUUAAUCAUGUGGGACCGCUCAGGUCGGCUUGCACCUCCGGCGCAGCUUCCUGUUCGUCCUGCUUUGCGUCGUGCGUCCCUCGCCGCCAACGCAAGCACUCGCUUUUGGCGAAGGGAGCCGACGCAACAGCAACAGCAACAGCAGCCGCAGAGUAGAAGCAGCAGCAGCAGCAGAAGCCGCAGCGGAGGAGCCGCAGCAGAGAAGCCGCAGCAGUCGCAAACGCGCAAGCAGCAGCCACAGUCGCAGUCGCAGGCAGUCGCAAGCAGAGCAGCAAGCAGUUGCAAGGGCGCCGCCUCCGUCGAUAAACCAUUGGUCCAGCGGUUGACCAUCGCCGUGUUGCUCGGCCAAUUCCCCAGUCGCCGCAAUGUACCACUGACACGCCCACGGCGCUUUUCUAUUUGGGCUAUCCGGGUAUCUGGCCACCUAGCCAGCUGGCCAAGCCAUCGGAGCCAUCCAUCCCCAGUCGGACCCAGCCUCACUCAACUCAACGCACGUGCCUGGUCCUUGAGUGGAAAGCAGUACAACUGGAUAGCUGGAUAGCUAGACAACUGAUAAACUGGACAACUGAAAAACCACUGAGCAACUGAAAAAACUGAGGUCCUUCCACAGGCUCACGCACACAGGCGCAAGCAACAGGACUCGUUUAUCGCCAGCCCCUCGGUUGGGCGCCACGCCAAACUGGCCCAUCAAUUUUGGUUCUCCUACCCGCCACCGGGCGCUGGCGGCGGUUCCUCAAGAAUCAUAAAACUAAGGAAUCAAGUCUAACCAAUACGAAAUACAAA
Molecule: messenger RNA, 791 nt
Organism: Drosophila yakuba
Lineage: Eukaryota; Metazoa; Arthropoda; Insecta; Diptera; Drosophilidae
Exons: 4
Coding region: 16-549 (177 amino acids)
Source: RefSeq, a predicted model, not a curated record